This is a messenger RNA of Penicillium odoratum, 2742 nucleotides long. RefSeq names its product MutS family protein MSH5. The transcript has 15 exons. Gene Ontology annotation, cellular component: nucleus. Gene Ontology annotation, molecular function: ATP binding; mismatched DNA binding; ATP-dependent DNA damage sensor activity. Gene Ontology annotation, biological process: mismatch repair; chiasma assembly. Lineage: Eukaryota; Fungi; Ascomycota; Eurotiomycetes; Eurotiales; Aspergillaceae. The record is from RefSeq and is a predicted model, not a curated record. The coding region runs from base 1 to 2742 and encodes 913 amino acids.
AUGUUUUCCUCAACAAGAAAACGUUCACCCGCGGCCUUGCGUCCAUCUAUCAUCACUCCUCGUACUGCCAAAUCACGGCCUAGCUUCGAGGCUCGCGUGACAAGCGCACCAUCCCCCGUCCAGCGAAAUCCAGUCCAUCCAGAAUCUUCAGCUGCGAGACAACUACGCACACCAUUUUGCUCUGAAACCCACCAUGAAGUUGAUUGUUCGGGAAGUUCAAUUGAUGAUGAUCUUGAUCAUGUCAUCGUCGCCAUCGACAUCAAGGACUAUGGGACGGUGGGCUGUGCUUACUAUUCAGCAGAAGAGGAAAAGAUGUAUUUGCUUGGUGACAGUCGAUCUGGUGGAAUGGAAACAAUCGAUACCUUGAUUGCCCAGAUCAAGCCCACUGUGAUAUUGACGCCCCCUCGAGUUGACCUAGCCAGCAUACAUGGUCAAACCCAGAGCCUAGCACAUGAGAAUGAUUCGUCAUCCUAUCUACCUUAUCAGGUGGAUGUUCGUCCCACACAGGAUUUCAGUCACUCAAAUGCAGAGAACAGACUGAUUGCCCUAGAUGCAUCGUCUUCUCAUGAGGAUCGAAUCCGCUUCUUUGUGCCCCACAGUGGUCUUACUGGGCCUGAGGAGGUGAGCCUCGAGGAUAUGGGGUUCACGCUCCACGAGGGACGACUUCUACACAUAUCCAGCAUUAUCGACAUGGAGAACCCUGUGACAAUUGGUUGUGCUGGAGCAGUCCUCACCUACCUACAGAAACGUAGAGCCGCGAGUAGCGGGAUGGAACUUGUGGAUGGCUGUGCAUUCCGAGUGCGAUUUUUGGAGAUGUUCAGUUUGAAGGAUACGAUGUGGAUUGGAAGCAAUGCUUUCUUAUCUCUCCAAAUCUUACAAUCCGAAUCACAUCCCAACAUGUUCAAUCAAGGUCCAGGAAAAAAUUCCGCUUCCGCGAAGGAGGGUCUUUCGAUAUAUGGCCUUUUUAGGCGCUUUGCAUACACACCCCAAGGAAGAGCGAGACUCAAGCAGCUUUUCUUUCGCCCAAGCCUGAGCCUUGAUACAAUUCGGGAAAGACAUGAUUUUAUCGGAGUACUUUCACGGCCCGACAACAUGGCUGCAUUGGAGACGAUGGCAAAGGCAUUGAAGCAUAUUAAGAAUCUCCGACCCACAAUGACCAAUCUUCGCAAAGGCAUUAGUGUUGGGAAAGGCACGACUACUGGAUUCAAAGCAACAGCAUGGGAGAGUUUGUUGGCUUUUGCCUUCUACGCGAUUGACAUCCAUGUUGCUCUACAGGAGAUCUCCGGUGCUGAUGUCCUACAAAUCCGAACAAAGGCCUUCCGGGUAUUCGAAGCGGCGCAGCUUCACAGGGUAGGCCGAAUGAUUCAAGAGAUAGUUGAUAUUGAUAAUUCCGACGAACAAGGAAGAACUGUGGUCAAACAAGGUCUCGACCGGGAUCUUGAUCGGAUGAAAGACCGCUAUGAUGGCCUGGACAGUCUCCUCAAGCACGUGGCCAUCGAUAUUGCAACAACCAUUCCAGAAGAGCUGGAAGUUGAUGUGAAUGUAAUCUAUUUUCCCCAACUUGGAUUCAACAUCGCUAUUGCUCUCAACCAAAAUGGCGCAUGUUCAUAUUCUGGGUCUCUUGGGGACUGGGAAUUGGUGUUCAUUACGGAAACGCGAGCUUACUUCAAAGACUUUCGCAUGAGAGAACUGGAUGAAAAGCUCGGGGAUAUCUAUGGACUCAUAUGUGAGAAGGAAAUCGAGAUCGUGUAUGAUCUAGCUCAAAAAGUACUUCAAUACGAAAGUGUGCUGAUAGAGGCGUCCGAUAUUUGUGGUGAAAUCGACUGGUUUGUCACACACUGGUACAUUGUGGCACAAACUAAAUUUUUCACAAGCAAUCUCGCUCUCACUCAGGCUGCCAGCUCUUAUAACCUGACCCGACCGAGAAUGGUACCGAGAAAUGUUAUCAAAAUCAAGGGCGGGCGGCACCUUCUGCAAGAGAUGACAGUCUCUUCCUAUGUCCCAAAUGAUACAAUUCUCGUGGGACGCCCCCCAAACCCGGAAAACAUUGCGCUUGAAAGUGAAGUUCCAAGUAUGCUACUGCUGACUGGGCCAAAUUACUCAGGAAAGAGCGUCUACAUGAAACAGGUCGCUCUUAUCGUUUAUCUCGCCCAGAUAGGAAGUUUUGUCCCCGCAGACAGUGCAGAGUUGGGGAUCACAGACAAGAUACUGACGAAAAUCAACACCGAAGAAAGUGUGUCAAAGAUCCAGAGCACUUUCAUGAGCGACCUGCAGCAAAUAUCUCUUUGCCUGAAGCAAGCGACCGGCAGAAGUCUAAUACUCAUUGACGAGUUUGGUAAAGGGACAAACGAAAGUGAUGGCAUCGGUCUGGCAUGUGGAGUAUUUGAGCACUUUCUGGGCCUUGAUGAUUCUCCCAAGGUCCUUGCUGCCACCCACUAUCAUGAGAUUUUUGAGAAUGACUUCCUUGCUCCGCGGCCUAAACUACAACUAGGACACAUGGAAGUCAAGGUCUGCGAAGACUCUCAAGAGGUGGAAGAUCAAGUCACAUACCUCUACAACUUUCGCGAGGGACGAAGCAACAAAAGCUUCGGUACUAUUUGCGCAGCAAUUAAUGGUAUCGAUGCAUCCAUUAUCGCCCGCGCCAAUGAAAUUAGCUCACUCGCUGCCCGAGGCGAGAAUCUCAUUGCCGCAUGUGCCGCUAUAUCUGUGGACGAGAUGCAAGCACUUCAGAGUGCGGUAUGA